GCUACAUUUUCAAAGAUGGUAGCUCGUAUGAAGGCACUGUUUGGGAUGACAAGGCACAUGGAAAAGGUGUUUUUGUUGGUGAGAAUGGGCUGGUCAGGUAUGAAGGUGAAUGGCUUCAUAAUGAAAUGGAAGGACAUGGGGUUGUUGAAGUAGAAAUUCCACACAUGCAACCCGUUCCUGGAUCCAAGCUAGAAAAGAAGAUGCGAGCUCAAGGGAGAACAAUAACGAGAGAUUCCAUGAGUCCAGAAGACAGAGAAUGGCUUGAAAUGGAUAUUGAAGAUAGUAUUGAAUCGGCUGGGGGAUAUUAUCAAACCCCUUUUUAUGAGAGAAGGGAGUGGAUAAGGCACUUCGGACAGAAACCAGAGACGGGCCAAUAUAAAUAUGCUGGUCAGUGGAAGCAUGGUAGAAUGCAUGGUUGUGGUGUAUAUAAGGUCAACGAGCGAAAAAUAUAUGGCCGGUUCUACUUUGGAAAAUUUCUUGACCGUGAUACUUAUGGCUGUGAUCUUGAAAUUUCUGCAAUGCAUGCCAAUAUAGCAGAAGUUGCUGCAGCUAAAGCUAGAAUGUUCAUUAACAAACCUGAUGGAAUGGUGAGAGAAGAAAGAGGACCUUAUGGUGAUCCUCAGCACCCCUAUUUUUAUGAAGAAGAUGAUGUGUGGAUGGCACCGGGCUUCAUUAACCAGUUUUAUGAAGUUCCUGAUUACUGGAAGAUGUAUGUGCAUGAGGUGGAUGAAGAAAGGGAAUUGUGGCUGAAUUCUUUUUACAAAUCUCCUAUGAGGUUGCCUAUGCCUGCAGAGCUUGAGCAUUGGUGGGCCAAUGAUGAAGAACAAGAAUUUGUUAUUUUUAACAAGCAACCAGAGCCUGAUCCUGAAGAUCCAUCAAAAAUCAUAUACACUGAAGACCCCCUCAUAAUGCAUGUACCAACUGGAAGGAUCAUCGACUAUCUAGAGGAUGAGGAACAUGGGAUUCGUUUAUUCUGGGCACCUGAUAUUAAAGAGGGAGAUGAGUGCCCAGACACCAAUGGAGGAGAAGAAGAAGAACAUACUGAAUUCCUUCCUUUAGGAUUCGAUGAGUUUUAUGGGAAAGAAACAUAUGUGGAAGGAGGACACUUUCUGAAGAGUAUUUGUUCGUCUGUAAAAAGCGCUUUCAAACCGAUGUUAACCAGAUUGGAGAAAUGGUCGGAAGAGCACAAGAAAGGCGUGGAGAUGAAGAUGGAGUUGAUAAAGAAGGAAUACGAAUUGGCGGAAGCAGAAUCUGCUCUGAAUGAGGCAGUUGAUGACUUGGAUAGUGCAUUCAAGAUGAUGCAGGAAGUGGAGGAAAAGAAGGCAGCGGAUAUGAGUAUCCAUGAUGAAGAGGAAGAAGAAGAUGGCACUCCUAAGCACUCUGUGAAAUUUGAGAAAAAUAGAGAGGAAGAAGAGGAAGAUGAAGACGAUGACGACACUGCUACUGCUGGUUCUUCAUUUAGUUUUGGGUCAGUUGACAUUCAAGAGCAGGCUAAAGAAAAUAUUGGGAACAAAGAAGAACCUGGAAAGUCUCCAUUUGGAGCAUCUUCUUUGCCAUUUGCUGCAUGUUCUCUUGUUUUCCAAGUUCCUUUAAAGCUACAACAUUCAUUUAGGACAUGGAGGGAGGGUAAAGCAAGGAAACAGCCUUCAGCUACUGCUUUCCAUUCCAAUGGUUGGUCUCAUGAUGGAGCAGCCUCUAAUUCAAUUACUUUUCCCAAUACUGCUGCUAAAAAUUAUAGACUAAGAGCAGCACGAGACGUGCAUUACCAUGGAAAGCUGCCGAUGUUACUGAAACCCAAGCACAUAGUUCAGCCUAAGAACACUUCUCAAGAAGUCCAAAGAAGUAAGGAAGAAGGGUGUAGCUUAAAUAUAUUGUCGUUGCAUACACCCUUACUGGCGUAAUCACUAGUUUUCUCGUUGUAAUUUUUUGUACCAAAGUUUUGUAGUAUUAUCAUUUAUCAGGCAUAAUGUUGGCAUAUAUUUUUAGGAGUAACAUCUCACUUGUUGACAUUGGAAUAAUUUUAUGAUCAUCUUGGAAUCAUUGGAAAUGGUAAACUUAGACGUGUGAUGAACAUUGUUUUGAUUACAUUGCGUUUACGACAUUUAUAUGUAGAGUCCACGUGGUUUGAGGUUUAUUCAAGUCCACUUAAGCUCGACUGCCC
Molecule: messenger RNA, 2161 nt
Organism: Cuscuta europaea
Lineage: Eukaryota; Viridiplantae; Streptophyta; Magnoliopsida; Solanales; Convolvulaceae
Source: the annotation of a GenBank genome assembly